GAUCACGCCUCUCGUUUAGCGUUUAUGUGUAUGUUAUUUUCAACUUAUAAAGUCGAGAAAGAUUAUCUUGUUCUGAUUUUAAUCGGGUUCAUUUUGAGCCUGAUUUUUGUUGUUUCGGUAAAAAAUCACGAAAGGUUUUUUUAACCAGUGUUGCUCAAAAUUUUCAUUCAAAUCAAAACUACUAUUACACCAUUAAUUUAGACUUGAAUUUUUUUUAAAUAAAUUAAAACAACUCAUUUGCAAUUAGCAGUUUUAAUCAAUAAAUUUUCAAAUUGCCAUGAACUCAUCCGGAGCAUCGGUAGUUGUACCACGAAAUUUUCGUCUCUUAGAAGAAUUGGAACAAGGACAAAAAGGUGUUGGUGAUGGGACCAUUUCUUGGGGUCUUGAAGAUGAUUCCGAUAUGACUUUGACAUAUUGGACCGGUAUGAUAAUUGGACCACCCAGGACACCAUAUGAAAAUCGAAUUUAUAGCUUAAAAGUUGAAUGUGGUUCAAAUUAUCCGGAAGAUCCGCCGAACGUUCGUUUUAUGUCGAAAAUCAAGAUGAAUGGUGUCAAUGAUUCAAAUGGAGCUGUCGAUCGUCGUGCCAUAUCUGUGUUGAAUCGAUGGCAACGUAACUAUUCAAUCAAAACCAUAUUGCAAGAGCUUCGACGAGCAAUGACAUUAAAAGAAAAUAUGAAACUUAAUCAACCACCUGAAGGAACAACAUUUUAACAAAAACAAAAGCAAUUCAA
Dermatophagoides pteronyssinus (European house dust mite) is the source of this 732-nucleotide messenger RNA. RefSeq names its product Ubiquitin-conjugating enzyme variant 1A (gene Uev1A). The record is from RefSeq and is a predicted model, not a curated record. Lineage: Eukaryota; Metazoa; Arthropoda; Arachnida; Sarcoptiformes; Pyroglyphidae.